CCCGUUGCUCGGCACGGCGAUUUUGUCCGUGGAAACGUCAUAACCACAUCACAAGUAUGGUCCUCGCGCGCGUGAUGUGCUUCUGGGACCGUUCACAAGAAGUGCCGUGUCUUUCCCAUAAGCAAGGCGGUCUCGAGGUCUUGCCUCCUCCGUACCACGCAGUUGUCGGCCGACAGCCCAGCCCACCAACAGGUGAUUUCAAGUCGGAGAAGUCAGCUCUUGUGGACUCGCAAGACGCUGCCAUUCAAGCCUCAACUGGCAAACCCCGCCGCGGUCUCUGUCUGAGAGUCUUGCGCCGCCUCUCGUGCUUCCAACCCCCCCUGCAGCGCCUGCGAGCCACCAGGCCACAGGUACUCCCGGCACUGAGGCCAUCUGCCGCGUCCAAGGGAGAACAGAAACAAGUGGGCUGGUGGAAACGGCCCGAAAAGACCGUCCAGAAGGGCAUCGCUCCGCGGUUUUGGCGCUCCAAAUAUCUCAUUGCCAGCCACUAUUGCCCUAUUCAGCGCUUGGGUGAGGCGGAUGUCGACGCGGCGCCCUGGGUGGCCCAGUGGCACCUCCGUUGCGACGACUUGAGCGAGUCGUUCCUGAAGGCCGUGCCCUGGCUCAACAAGCUUGAACUAUGCUGGUCCGACAACAUUAGCAUCAGGGCAAAUCCCCUCGACAACAAAAAGGAGCUGCUGUAUUCCCGCAGGAUCUGCCUUGCCUACACUCCACCAGCCGGAUACGGCCGGGGUUGGACAGCUACAGCAACCAUCUACCAUCAUGAUACCCAGUGGCUGGCGGAUCUGACCUACCCCAGGGUAGGAGAUCUGUUCCGCCAUGAUUUUCUUGUCCGGGCUGCUGCCUUUGAGUAUCCCACCUGCGAUCCUCUGGAACGGAGCGAGAGGUUCUACACGCUUUACGCCAAGCCCCUCGCGGAAGACGAAGGAUACCUGGCCCAUAUCCGGAAACAAGAGUCCGUAAACGCAGACAAACCCGAAGCCCGUCGACUUGUUCAUGGUUACUUUGAGAGUUGCAUCCCGGAUCUGCGAAAUUAUGCAGACCAGCUAGAGGAGCAAUGAAGGACAUGGGUUUUGUCAGUAUUGGUUCAGGUCGUUCCUUGGCUCAGGUCGUUCCUAAAUCAGUGUAUAGCUAUGGACCUUGCGCAUCUUUAUCCGGAUUCAAACUCGAGAACGCCGUUGUGCUCAUCAUGGCCCUCCACGGAGUGCGGAAAUCGAUAUGAUCGGGGAGCUAAAUAGUAGGAAAACAACACUUUAAAUUGACACGCCGGUCAAUAAAGC
This is a messenger RNA of Parathielavia appendiculata, 1280 nucleotides long. RefSeq lists its product as uncharacterized. Lineage: Eukaryota; Fungi; Ascomycota; Sordariomycetes; Sordariales; Chaetomiaceae. The transcript has 3 exons. Bases 57 to 1061 code for a protein of 334 amino acids. The record is from RefSeq and is a predicted model, not a curated record.